GUCGUGACGUCACCACCAACGUUAGUGCGGCGACGUGACGUCGCGGCGGCAGAGGCGUGCAGAGCGCUUAAGGAGCCUGAAGGCAGAUAUUUUUAACUUUCCCUAGGCUUCAGGGCAGCUUGCUGGGGUACCCGGUGAUUUGUCAGCGGGCCUCUUUCUUGCUUUUUCACUUUUCGAGCUCGGCCGGGGGAAGGCAGGGUUGGGGUGCGGUUCCUGCGUCCAGUUUGUGUGCUGGAGGACUGGCGCGUGAGGGAGUCCUGGAGCGUGGGUAGCCGGGAUGGGAGCCUCGAGCGUCCUCUGGGCCCGAGCUCUUGAGCAGUGACUGGCUGGAAGUGGGAAUUGAAAGACCUUUUUACCAUGUGGGCUGCCCGAGCCCUGCUCCCCAGGGUCUUACGCACCUACUGCACCACUGUCCCUUGCCCUAGGCCCACACAGCCCCCCAAAGUGAGCAUCCGGGAUGCCCUUGUGAACCAGAACCCAAAUGGGGAGAAUGUUAAAGUGCAGGGCUGGGUUCGCUCAGUUCGAUCCCAGAAGGAAGUUUUAUUCCUCCAUAUAAAUGAUGGAUCUUCCUUGGAACAUUUGCAGAUUGUAGCGGACCCAAGCUUAGGCAGUUGUGAUCUGACUUUUGGGAGUUCUGUAGAAAUCCAAGGGAUACUGGUCAAAAGUCCUUAUAAAAAGCAAAACACGGAACUGAAGGCGGACAAAAUUGAAGUCAUUGGACGUUGUGAUCCUCAGACCUUCCCCAUUAAAUACAAGGAGAGAUUUCCUCUGGAAUAUAUUCGACAAUACCCUCACCUUCGAUGUAGGACCAAUGCCCUGGGCUCUAUACUGAGGGUCCGCAGUGAAGCUACAGAUGCUAUACACUCUUUCUUCAAGGCUAAUGGCUAUAUUCAUAUUCACACCCCAGUUAUCACAUCAAAUGACUGUGAAGGGGCUGGAGAACUCUUUCAAGUUGAACCAUCCAGCAAAGUGAAAGAAACAGGGAAGAAUUUCUUUGAUGUUCCUGCCUUCUUGACUGUUUCAGCACAGCUUCAUCUUGAAGUGAUGUCAGGAGCUUUCACUCAAGUGUUUACCUUUGGCCCAACGUUCCGAGCUGAGAAUUCUCAAAGCCGAAGACACCUGGCAGAGUUUUAUAUGGUAGAAGCAGAAAUGUCUUUUGUUGAGAGUCUUCAAGACCUUAUGCAGAUUAUGGAGACACUCUUCAAGACUACAACAGAGACUGUUCUCUCAAAUUGUCCAGAGGAUGUUGAGCUUUUGCAUAAAUUCAUAGCUCCUGGUCAAAAGGACAAGGUAGAACAAAUGCUGAAAAACAAGUUUUUAAUCAUUUCUUAUACAGAAGCCAUAGAAAUCUUAAAGAAGGCAUCCCAGAAUUUUACCUUCACUCCCAAGUGGGGUCUCGAUCUGCAAACUGAGCAUGAAAAGUACCUAGUGAAGUACUGUGGCGAUAUUCCAGUAUUUGUUAUCAACUAUCCUUUUGAUCUCAAGCCUUUCUAUAUGCGAGAUAAUGAAGAUGAACCUCAACAUACAGUUGCUGCUGUUGAUCUUCUAGUGCCUGGAGUUGGAGAACUCUUUGGAGGAAGCCUGAGAGAGGAAAGGUUCCAUUUACUGCAGCAGCGGUUAGAAAGACUAGGACUGAUGGAUACCUACCAAUGGUAUUUGGAUCUUCGUCAGUUUGGUUCUGUGCCACAUGGAGGCUUUGGGAUGGGAUUUGAACGGUAUCUACAAUGCAUCUUGGGAGUUGACAAUAUCAAAGAUGUUAUUCCUUUUCCAAGGUUUCCUCAUUCAUGUCUUUUAUAAGCAAAUUUUUAAAGUAGAAAUAUUGUAUAUAAAACUCAUGCAUGCAAGAACAUGCCAAUUUGAAUCUUCAAAAUACUGAUAAAAAUUCUUACCAUAAAAUUUGAUGUGUGCAGAAAAGAGUCUUUAUACAUUUUACAUACACAAAACCUACAAUAUCUUCCUGGACAAGGACACAAAACAAGAUUUUGUCUUAAAGGAAAGAAUAAACAGACAGAAAAAAUAUAUAUACUUUCUUAGGUGUGAAAGAUGGGAUGAGAGAAUAGGAUUUUUCUUAAUCAUCAGACGACUACUCAAAGAUGACUGGUAUGUAAGAAAGACCAGAUUGUUUUGUUUUGUUUUGUUUACCAUUUAAUCCCUGAGAGAUGCCUACCAUUUCUAAGUGCCAUAUCAAACAUCCCAUCCCUAUACUAGACCUUGUGUAAACUAGGAUUGAAUUUGUUCUUGUGAAAUUGUAAUUAUAAUUAAAAUCACCUUUCCACUAAGCAAAAAA
Molecule: messenger RNA, 2287 nt
Organism: Monodelphis domestica (gray short-tailed opossum)
Lineage: Eukaryota; Metazoa; Chordata; Mammalia; Didelphimorphia; Didelphidae
Gene: NARS2
Product: asparaginyl-tRNA synthetase 2, mitochondrial
Biological process (GO): asparaginyl-tRNA aminoacylation
Cellular component (GO): mitochondrion
Molecular function (GO): asparagine-tRNA ligase activity; nucleic acid binding; ATP binding
Source: RefSeq, a predicted model, not a curated record